AUGGGUUGGUUUGGAAAAAUGGAAAAAUGUUGCUGCUUUCCUUUAGCAGGAGGAUGUCUUGGAGGAGCCAUGUUUCAUUUCAUGAUUUGCAUUAGCUCAAUUUUUUCAACUACAAAAGAUUAUAAAAAUAUGACAAUAGCUUCUAAUGCAAUAUUAGGAUGUUUAAUAGUUCUUGGAUUAGUACUUAAGAAUUUUAUUGUGUUAUAUAUUGUUGCAUUGUUUGUAGCUUUUCUUUUAGGUAUAUAUAUUGUCAUUUUUGUAUUCCUGAUUAUUGCCCUAUUUGCAGCAAAUAAUAUUCCAUUUGAACAUAAAUUAUUAACAGCACUUACUGUGUUAUCUAUAGUGCUUAUUACAGCUUCGUUUCUUAACAUUUAUAUCUCUACAUGUCGAGUUAUAAAAGCUGGAGGAACUGGAUGGGAAUAUAAAAGCUAUAUGGAAAUAGAAAAGGAAAAAGAUAGAGAAAACAAGGAGAAACAAAACCAAAAAAAAAAAGAAGAUGAAAUGUUAAAUAGUGAUUACAAUGCAUAG
Plasmodium adleri (nom. inval.) is the source of this 528-nucleotide messenger RNA. RefSeq names its product conserved Plasmodium membrane protein, unknown function. Bases 1 to 528 code for a protein of 175 amino acids. The record is from RefSeq and is a predicted model, not a curated record. The transcript has a single exon. NCBI's taxonomy places the organism in Eukaryota, Apicomplexa, Aconoidasida, Haemosporida, Plasmodiidae.